AGGAUUGUUGGUCUUCCCCAUCCUUCCCCUCGUGCACCCUCUCCACCCGCCGUCCGCCACACAUUCCCUCUUUUGACCAGUCUUACUUUGUCAGAGAGCGAAUGAGAAUGUGGUCUACCACGCUACCUGCUUCGCUCGUUCUGUUGGGUGCUCCUCUGGUCCUUGGCGCCGAUGUGCAGUUGCAAGGCUUGACUGUGCCAUCGCAAUAUGCUUCACAAGGCGAUGCGGUGAAACAGAUAUUCACGGACAGUUAUAAUUCAUACAAGAAGUUCGCCUUCGGUCACGAUGAGGUCGAACCUAUCAGUGAAACUUUCACGGAUCCUCGUAAUGGAUGGGGCGCGAGUAUUGUCGACGGUAUGACCACCAUGUUCAUCAUGGGACUCGACGACUUCUUCGACGAAGCGUUGAACUUUUCACAAAGGAUUGACUUCAACGUGUCCAAUGUCGACGAAACGGUCAGUGUCUUCGAAAGCACCAUCCGAUAUGUUGCCAGUCUUAUCAGCACAUACGAGCUCUCUGGAAAGCAACACCCGGAAUUGAUUGAGCGGGCGAAGGAUCUCGGGAACAAACUCUCCGUUGCGUGGUCCGCUCAGAACACGAUCAUCCCUUACGGCGAAUUAAACUUCACGACCGACACCGCGGAGAUUGAUACCUCCAACAUCGCGGAAGCCGGUACAUUGUCGAUGGAGUUCGACAGACUCAGCUUGUAUACCGGAAACGAUACAUAUCGUAAGCUCGCUGUUGGAUCCGUGAAGGAGAUCAUCUCGCUGCCUGCCCCUCUUCCCGGCUUCCCUGCACAAGGUAUCGAUCCCGGGACCAACAAACCUGUCGGAGCCUAUGUCACCUGGGGUGGAGGGUCAGACUCCUACCUCGAGUAUCUGAUCAAAUACGCACGCCUUACCAACACCGAAGACAAUUCUUUCACUAACGCCUGGCUCACCGCCGUCGAUUCGUCCAUCCACACUCUUUUGCGCACCUCCACUGUCGGAGACCAUGUCUAUCUCGCUGACCAGGACGACGACGGGCUCAUUAGACACAUAGGCAGCCACUUGGCUUGCUUCAUGGCCGGGAACUGGAUCAUGGGCGGUCGUCUCACAAACAACCAGACGAUCGUGGACAUCGGGUUGAAGCUGAAUGAUGCGUGCUGGAAUACCUAUGCUGGAGAUGCUACUGGUAUCGGUCCUGAGGCGUUCGCAUGGAUAUCUGAUGAGACGAAUGGCAGUUUCACCGGCGGAUCGGCCCCCGACUCUGCGCAGCUUGCAUUCUAUAACCAGAAUGGUUAUUACGUGACCACCUCCGACUACGUUCAGCGACCUGAAGUGCUUGAAAGCAACUUCUAUGCCUGGAGAGCGACCGGUGACACAAAGUACCUCGACCGUGCCGCUGCCGCCGUGGAUUCAUUCCAGAAAUUCCUCAAGGUCGACACGGGAUACAUUGGUCUCAAUGACGUGAACGAUGUCUCUGGAGACCCUGGCAAUCUAGUUGAUGACACAGCGAGUUUCUGGUUUGCAGAGGUGUUGAAGUAUCUCUUCCUUACUUUUGAUGACCCGAGUCAUAUCUCCCUGAACGACUUCGUCUUCAACACCGAAGCGCACCCAUUCGCUGCGCCGCCCGCACAAUCGACUUACGGCAAUGCGACUCUCCUCUCUCAAACCGCAUGGCAGAUCCAGCAGACCGGACCCCUCCCCGCAAUCUCAACCCUUGCCUUCCCUCUUCCAACGAGUGUCACCAUCGGUGUCGCCGCUACUGCUGCCGUAUCGGUAUGAGGUGGAUGGAGUUGACCUGAAGACGGACGGACUUAUAUCCAUACAAUCCUUCGAGAAUGGUUAGAACUCUAUACCUAACCUGUUGCAUUCUUUACUUGCUCUGUCACCACGAAUAUUGUCUUCUUGAUCACUUUGUGUAGUACGAGAAGUUUUGCUUCGAGUCUCUCAUUACUGUGGCUCUGUUUUUCCUUGUUCUCAAAUUAUCCACUCAUUUUCGACUUCAUAGUAUACUGAGACACUGUACCUAUCUCCCCCAAACGUAUGUUAUGUUGACGGUCCCAGCAAAAUAAAA
This is a messenger RNA of Stereum hirsutum FP-91666 SS1, 2058 nucleotides long. RefSeq names its product seven-hairpin glycosidase. Bases 108 to 1766 code for a protein of 552 amino acids. Lineage: Eukaryota; Fungi; Basidiomycota; Agaricomycetes; Russulales; Stereaceae. Gene Ontology annotation, molecular function: calcium ion binding; mannosyl-oligosaccharide 1,2-alpha-mannosidase activity. The transcript is spliced from 17 exons. The record is from RefSeq and is a predicted model, not a curated record. Gene Ontology annotation, biological process: N-glycan processing; carbohydrate metabolic process. Gene Ontology annotation, cellular component: endoplasmic reticulum; Golgi membrane.